This is a messenger RNA of Amphibalanus amphitrite, 4542 nucleotides long. Its product is annotated as extensin-2-like. Gene Ontology annotation, cellular component: cytoplasm; nucleus. Bases 194 to 4024 code for a protein of 1276 amino acids. The record is from RefSeq and is a predicted model, not a curated record. Lineage: Eukaryota; Metazoa; Arthropoda; Thecostraca; Balanomorpha; Balanidae. The transcript is spliced from 3 exons. Gene Ontology annotation, biological process: regulation of RNA splicing.
UAAAUGGCCGGCGUUGGUUGGACGGUGGACAGAGCACCCAUCCUUGUGAUACGCGCAGGAGGCGCCCGGUGGCCAGUGUGGUGAGCGGCCGAGAGGGAGAGUGGUGCACGUGCGCACGAGCGGACCGGACACUCAGACACACACAAGGGAGCGUGAUAGCAGCAGCGGCGCUCGGACCCGACCGGCAGGAACCAUGAUGCUGAGGGCGGCGCUGCUGCUGCUGCUAUUCGCCCUGGGUGCGGCAGCUCCACAGGGGGUUUCCACUAGCCCCGAGGACGAGCUGCUGCCCCUGGUCCCCGACCAGAUCAGCGACGACACCGACCUCACCACCUCCUCCGGAUACAAGUCGGAUGAAGGCGUCACGACAGUCGAGGACAGCACCAGUGACAUCGAGUUACUUCCUGAGGGAGAAGUAGUCGAGGAGCUCGCCCAACAGCGUGUGGUCGGAGAAACAGUUGAGACUGACGUCGUCGACGAACCGAUCGUGACAGUCGUGUCGGUAGCGACGGCUGGCGAUGGUGAGUCCACCGUCGAGCAGGAGAUCGAGGCGGCCCUGCCGGUGGCCGAGCCGGCCGUGGAGCCUCCGCAGGCCGCCGAUCCAACCCAGGAGCCCAAGGUAACUACGUACUCCCCGAGAGUACGUUACCAGCCGCCGGCGGCCCCGCGACCCUCUCCGUCGGAUAACGAGAUCGACGACACACUGAGCACUGCCGAACCCACCCAGCUGGCCCCAGUGCGCGUCUUCUUUGAGCCGGCCCGCUACCCGGGAGAGUUCAGCUUCGACCAGGUGCAGCAGCCCGAGUGGUUCUCGGAUGAUGAAGAGGAAGAGAAGCAGGAGAAGCCCUACCACCGGUACCGGGUCUACUACUCGGGCCCGCAGCAGGCUGAGCCGCUCGCCACCGUGGUAGAGACACAGCCAGACUCGCAGAAACCAGCUCCGAUCGUCCGUAAGCCCGUCUCAGCUUACAGGCCAAGCUACAAGUCUCCUUACAAGCCCUUCUACAAGCACGUAUACAAGCCUGACUACAGCCCCGACUAUCAGUCCUACUACGGACCAGAGUAUGAGUCGGAGUACCGCCACGAGCCCCGGCCAGUCCUCCGGGAGCCUCCGUUUGAGGCCGUGAUUCUGCACGAGCCAGGUCGCUACUACGAGCGCUACAGGCGCCCGGUGCCCGCAAGCGAGCCGAACCUCCCCGCCGUCGGCUUCCCGCCUGUAUCCAGCUUCUCAGACAACCUGAAGACCAACGUCGACUUCCUGGGCGAGUCGUUCGGUGCGCGCGUGACUCGCUCACCGGGACACCCUCACCGCCGCUGGCGCCGUUCGCCCAACCUCGCUGAGGUGCUUUCCGACUCCUCGGCCUUCUUCAAACCCACGCCGAUUGACCACGGAGUGCCUCACCACGCCGGCAAACUGGCGCUCAAGGGCGAACAUCGUGGUCGGGCGCUGCACGCCAUCGCUGAGGUGCAGGAGAUCCACCCUGGACACCACGCUCCGCAUGGAUCACACCACGCGCCCAGCCAUGCGCCGAACCACGCACCGCAUCACAUGCCUCAUCACGAACCCAGCCACGUGCCGCAUCACGCCCCUAGCCAUGUGCCGGAGCACAAGCCGCAUCACAUGCCUCACCACAUGCCCCACCACGCACCGAAGCACAUGCCACACAUGCCGCACCAUCACAAGCCAGCGGCACCCACCGGCUACCUGGCCCCGAAGGCGAGCCACCACAAGGGCGACAGCUACGGUGUCUACGACGACUACCCCAACGAGCACAUCGUCAAGGACUACAGCGCACCGUCCACGGCCUGGGACUACGUGCUGGCUGCCACCGGACACGCCAAGGGCCAUCACGCCAAGGGCCACGGUCACAUGGACGCCCAUCGGACCUACAAGGCGCCUACGUCCUACAAGGCGCCGGAGCCAGACUACCAUGCCCCGAUGACCGACUACCACGCUCCCAAGGGCGAGUACCACGCACCGAUGUCCGACUAUAAGGCUCCUAAAGCAGACUAUCACGCCCCCAUGUCCGACUACAAGGCACCUAAAGCAGAGUAUCACGCCCCCAUGUCCGACUACAAGACACCUAAAGCAGACUAUCACGCCCACAUGUCCGACUACAAGGCACCCAAAGCUGAAUAUCACGCUCUUAUGUCUGACUAUAAGGCUCCUCAAGUUGAGUAUCAAGCUCCCAUGACCGAUUAUCAUGCCCCUGAGCCCGAGUAUCACGCACCUAAGGCCGAGUAUCACGCUCCCGACUACCACGAGCCUGAUUACGAGCCUCAGCCCGAGCCGGGAUACCACGCUCCCAAGACUGACUACAAGGCGCCGUCCUACUCCCCUGAGCCAGAGUACAAGGCCCCGAAGGACGAUUAUCACGCACCGGAUCCUGCGUAUCACGCUCCUGAACCCGAGUACCAUGCGCCCAAAACGUCCUACAAGGAGCCCGAGUCCGAAUACCACGCUCCUGAACCCAAGUAUCAUGCCCCAGAACCUGAGUACCACGCUCCCAAGACUUCAUAUAAGGAGCCCGAGCCAGACUAUCACGCUCCUGCUUACAAGGCUCCUGAACCGGAGUAUCAUGCUCCGGUUUACAAGGCUCCUGAGCCUGAGUAUCAUGCCCCCAAAACGUCAUACAAGGAGCCUGAGCCUGAAUACCAUGCUCCCAAGCCCGCAUACAAGGCUCCCGAACCUAAGUACCACGCUCCUAAGACCUCUUACAAAGAACCAGAACCCGAAUAUCACGCCCCAGUUUAUAAGGCUCCUGAACCUGAAUAUCAUGCGCCUAAGACCUACAAAGAGCCCGAACCAGAGUAUCAUGCCCCGUCCUACAAGACUCCCGAACCCGAGUACCACGCGCCAAAGACUUCAUACAAAGAGCCCGAACCAGAAUAUCAUGCGCCCAAAACCUCCUACAAAGAGCCCAAAGCCGAAUACCAUGCUCCUGACUACAAGGCCCCAGAGCCUGAGUACCAUGCGCCGGCUCCUGCUUAUAAGGCUCCUGAACCAGAAUAUCACGCACCGAAGACUGACUACAAAGAACCCGAGCCCGAAUACCAUGCUCCCGUCUACAAGGCACCGGAGCCCGAGUAUCAUGAACCCAAAACGUCCUACAAAGAACCCGAGCCCGCAUACCACGCUCCUGAGCCCGAAUACCACGCUCCUAAAACGUCCUACAAGGAGCCUGAACCGGAAUACCACGCCCCGAAGCCAGCUUAUAAACAGCCCGAGCCUGAAUACCACGCUCCCGUUUACAAAGCCCCCGAGCCUGCCUACAAAGCUCCUGAGCCUGAAUAUCACGCCCCGAAGACCGACUAUAAGGCCCCCGAACCUGCUUACAAGGCACCUGAGCCAGCGUAUAAGGCCCCUGAAAUGGCCUACAAGGCGCCAGCAGCGGAUUACAAAGCUCCUGUAGCGGACUACAAAGCUCCUGCAGCGGACUACAAGGCCCCGAACCCUGCCUACAAAGCCCCAGAACCCGCCUACAAGGCUCCGGAGCCCGCCUACAAGGCUCCAAAUACAGAGUACAAGGCGCCCAAGAGCGGAUACUCGGCACCGGUGUACGCGCCCACUCGCAGCUACCUCGGGCCAGUGGCCAGCAAGGCGCCCACCGACUACAAGGCACCGCACGCCACCUACGAGGGUCCCAGUGACCACAAGUACACGCCUCCCACCUACAACAGCGCGCGUCCCGGCGCGCUGGGCUACAGCGGCCCGUCGCACCGUCCCGGAUAUGAGAUCGAGUACCAGCCGUACCGUCCCACCCCGGCUACUUCGUACGACGACGGUGCUCUACCACUGAGAGGCGCCUGGGGCUUCACCCACGGCACGCGCGGCCGGCCGCACGGCGGACCGCACGCCGCCAGCUACGGCAGCGCCGGCGUGGCCGUGCACGGCUCCGGCUCCGUGGGGCCGACCGUGCGACCGGCGUACGCCCCGGGCAACUACCUGCCCGGCCUGCUGGCCACGCCGCACUUCAACGGAUACGGCAGCAACGGGGUCUACCUGUUCAUCCCGACAGCACAUUAGAGAGAUCUACGGCUACCCGCCGCCCCCGCCGGGAGGCUAUGGGCCCUGGUGGACCAAGCUGGGACGCCUUAUCGGCACGGAUCUGGUCGUCAGGAACUACCGCGCGGCGCCCGUCGGAACUGGAGCUUCCAACGGUCGCCACUAGGUGGCAACACUGGACGCAGGUCACGCCCGAUCGCGCUGGAUCGUGAUUGGCUGCGACGCGAGCGCCGGCGAGUCUGACUGCGUUCGGGUCAUGUGUCUUUCAGAGACGUGAAGUGCCGUAAUGUGUCGUCUGUAGAUUGUCGUGUAUGUGAGUAAUCACUGUUUCUCAGCAAGGUUGUUCACUCUGAUCGUAGAUAUCUUGCUACAUUGUCAACAUAGAAAGUACUGUCAAGCUGUAUUUACUUUGUGUACUUUUUCUACUUGUACCACUAUGUAUUUAUGCGAUUAUGAGAGUCCUGUUCAACAGAGUGACCGAAAUAUUUUAUACUGCGUCAGCCAUGCUAGCAAUAAACUUUUUAUAAAGUAACCCGAAA